AUGCGGCUUCUCCCUGCACCUAUCUGCAGGCUCUACACGCCAUCUUAUAAUUUCAUACUCACUGGUUGCUCUGUCGAAGUUCUCAUCGUCGAUGUUCAUGCUUCAGUGGAACUUUCGCAACGGUUUUCCAACCCCACAGGGUACACCCUCAAUGCGACGUAUGCGUUUGGAUUAAUGGCAGGCGCUGCGAUGUGUGGAUUCGAGAUGGUCAGGAAGGAUGGGACACGAGUCGAGGGUCGUGUCCGAAGUAAGGAAGAGGCGGACAAAGAGUUUCGCCAAGCCAAGCGGGAAGGUAAAACCGCUGCCCUUGGUCGGGAGGAAACGCAUGAUGUCUUUUCCAUCAGCGUCGGGAACAUUCAGCCAUUCGAAACAGUCACUAUCAAUCUUCGGUUUAUUCAAGCUCUCACUGACGACGAAAACCAUGAUGAAGUCAAGUUUAUCUUUCCUCGUACAUAUGCUCAACGAUACGGGGUUGCACCUACCGUGCCUUCUGCUGCUCGUGAAACUGAAACAGCAAUCCAGCCUUUUGAUAUGAAAGUUGCCGUGCAGCAGGCUGGUCUUAUCAAGAGUAUCUCCUGCCCUUCAGGUCACCCCAUUUCUUUCAAGAUAAAAUCUGCAGAAGCUACGUCGGCAGAAGUCACCUUGAAAGAUACCAGCGGCUUCCUCACGCAGGAUGUCAUACUCGUUGUCUCCGCGGCCAAUCUGGAUAACCCGCGUUGCUUCAUUGAGGCAUAUCCUUCGUCACCUAAACACAACACGACAGCCAUGGCGUUGACUUUUGUACCACGGUUCGAGGUCCCCGACGUGUCGCAGGGUAUGGAAUAUAUUUUCAUGAUUGACCGUAGUGGGAGUAUGUACGGGAGGAACAUUCAACUCGUAAAAGAUGCGUUAGUGGUACUACUGCGCAGCCUCCCCACCAAGGACACUACGUUCAAUUUGGUUUCGUUCGGUUCUCGUGCGACUACGCUUUGGCGUCACAGUAGGGAAUAUACCCAAUCAACGGUAGAUGAAGCUACUAAUCAUGUCGACUCCUUGCAAGCAGAUUACGGCGGAACAGAGAUCCCCACCGCCUUACGAACCGUGUUUACCUCCCUCCAAAAACCUCUUCGUAAACCUGUUGCGGUUUUCCUCUUGACGGACGGCAGCUCCUGGGACAUCUCUGCAUGUGUCUCUGUUAUUACCGAUGCACUUCGCGAUCUGCCCGGACCACUACCACAGUCUGAUGAUCCGAAUGCUCAAUCGUUCAUCAGGGUUUUUACACUGGGUAUUGGUGCCGGUGCGUCGUCGGAUAUGUGUGAGAGUAUUGCUAGGGCUGGUGAAGGAGUAGCGGUGUAUGCACAGGAGGGGGAAGAGAUGGUAGGCAAGUGUGCUAGACUCGUGAGUGCCGCGCGGACACCGCCGAUCAGCAUCGAAGUUGAAUGGAUGGGAGUGAGAGAGUCUGACGAGACCAGCGAGUACCAGAAGGAACCAGACAAGAUUGCGUCUGUGGGCCAUGAGAAUGACACAUCUGCAGAGAAAGAUAAAGAUACAGAAGAUGAUGACGAUGCAAAGACUUUGAGGAACGAACCUUCAUCUUCAUCUUCAUCAUCUCCAGUCAAUCUCUUCAAUCCGUUCAUCACCAAUCUCUCCAGAGAAACUGGUCCUUCUACAAAAGCAAAACUCAAUCCUAAACUUCCACCUCCUCCUACAAUACAACAAGCUCCCCUCGUAGUGCCAACGAUCUUUCCCGGAACACGAACAUGCAUCUAUGCGAUCAUCAAGAGCGGUUCCGCCUCGUUUCUCAAUCUCAAGCACAGCGACGAUCCUCUCCCAACAUAUGUCAAGGUGUGGGGUACCGUAAAGGUUACUGGAAGACGGGUUGAAUUGAAGGUUCCAAUUACCAGGCUUCUGCAGCCUCAGCCUUCCCAAUCUUCCCCAUCUUCCACAUCUUCGAAAUUAUAUUCCAGUUUAUCCUCGUUAUUGACUUCACCCCCUCCCCUCACUAAACCAAAACCUUUUCUUCACAUCCUCGCAGCCAAAGCUCUCAUCACCGACCGCCAAGAAGGAAAGCACGCGUUCCCUUCCUCUAUCGCAGAAUCCAACUCCUUCAAACUCGACGCUGAAGUCAGACGGUCAUACAUCAAGAAAGACAUCAUUCGACUUGGUACGACGUAUAGACUUACAAGCGAACAUACGAGUUUCAUCGCUGUAGACGAUAGAGAGCACAUGGUUUCGGUUUCGCAGAAUUAUCAUGCACGGGAGCGGUCUUCUACGCAGAACUCUGCUCGCACUUCAUAUCAAUAUCUCACUGGGAGCUUCACAGACUCUUACGACCCGAUGACUGAAGAUAUAUCAUCACAUCCUGAUGAGUAUCCGUAUAUCCAGGAAGAGUAUGGGACUCGAGGAGGUUCAUCUCAUUACAACCCAAAUACUGGGAUUAUGCAUCCGCCAUCACCACAGCUUGGAUCUGAUCAUUCACCUGUGACGAGCAGUUCACUUCCUCCAACUCCUGCUUCAAAGAAUAAACUACAAGGGUGGUUCGGCAAGCGGCAAUCUGUGGACGGGAUAAGAAGGCCAAAUAUGAAGGCCGGUGCCUCGUUCUUCAAGCGUAUGUCACUUUCUAUAUCCAUGCCUUCGAAUACUUCGGAUAUCAGUAAUUCGGAAACCACCUCCAAGACUGCGACACCAACGUUUUCCCCGCUCGUUUUGAGAACUGUUGUUGCACCGUCUGGCCAAAAUUCUUCAACCACCACUACUCCCUCGACGACAGUAGACACGUCGUUGAUGUCAUCUGGAGAACGAUUAGCUUCAAUCGCACGUCUGCAACGCUUCGACGGAGGGUUUGCCUGGAGCACAACUAUUUUUUCGGUGCUUCAACUUAGUUUCAAUGAUCUUGAUAACAUGAAGAGGCAGCUAAGUGAACAAAAUAUCACUGCCGAUAUUGCUGCGACGGUGCUUGCAUGGGUGUGGUUAGAGAGAAAUGGAGGGUAUGAGGCGACCGAAAUGGCGAAGAAGGCAGGAGAAUGGGUAGGAAUUCAACUUGGUACACAGGAGAACGAAGAAUUAAAGAAUAAGGUGUUGGCUGUUAUACCAUUAUCUUGA
This is a messenger RNA of Lentinula edodes (shiitake mushroom), 3081 nucleotides long. RefSeq lists its product as uncharacterized. The coding region runs from base 1 to 3081 and encodes 1026 amino acids. The record is from RefSeq and is a predicted model, not a curated record. The transcript has 3 exons. Lineage: Eukaryota; Fungi; Basidiomycota; Agaricomycetes; Agaricales; Omphalotaceae.